Coccinella septempunctata (seven-spotted ladybird) is the source of this 5415-nucleotide messenger RNA. RefSeq names its product protein outspread (gene osp). NCBI's taxonomy places the organism in Eukaryota, Metazoa, Arthropoda, Insecta, Coleoptera, Coccinellidae. The transcript has 11 exons. Gene Ontology annotation, cellular component: actin cytoskeleton. The record is from RefSeq and is a predicted model, not a curated record. Gene Ontology annotation, molecular function: actin filament binding. Gene Ontology annotation, biological process: actin filament organization. The coding region runs from base 393 to 5078 and encodes 1561 amino acids.
GCCGAAGUAUAAUCAACAGAUAGAUGCUAUAGCGGAGAUUUUGAAUAAGGAAUAGCGAUAGAAAAACGGCGGCAACACGUGAUAGUGGAAUAAUAUGCGCCUGCGUCCUCUCGGUAGAGAGACUCCAGAACGUGAGUAAGUGAAUUGUUCGGAAACCCAGAGUCAGAAGUUUUUAAACAUCGCAGCAAGCAGCGCGAGUUUCUCCGUGGAUCGUUCAGUUUCGUAUGUUUUGUUGGUACCCGUGACUGUCGAAUAUAUCGUGGUCGAAUUUGAAAUUUGACAGACAUCACACCAGUGUUUUGAAGUGUUUUCGGAAAAUGCCUCGUUCUGCGGGGCGUUUUGGAGCCCAAGGAUAACAUGUGCGUUGUUUACGUUUAUCGUGAGAGUGCAUCAUGUCACAGUGCAAGAAAUUUUCGCCCAAUAUCUUCCACAAAACAAAAUGUUCCAAUUGCUUUCGGCAGAAAGAGGAACAUUCUGCGGAAGCGCUGGAAUGCAACCGGGCUAGCCGUUCCAUAGCUCGGAGCGGAUACCUGUUCGUGGCCCCAGACUGGGACUUCUCUGUGCCGCUGAAUCGAACCAAGAGAUGGCAGAGAAGAUUUUUCGUCCUAUACGAUGAUGGGGAACUGAACUAUUCUGUUGACGAACACCCGGACACUAUUCCUCAAGGAUCAGUUGAUAUGUCGAAAGUACUGGAAGUGACAGCUGCGGAGCAGAUAACAGGUCAUCCACAUUCUGUUGCUCUCACAUCUCCCGAUAGGGUUACUUUCAUCAAGGCAGCCAGUCGCGAAGAUGCUAGAUGGUGGGUGGAACUCCUUGCAAUGUUUCCACGGAGACACAAGAGGAAUGCUACAUUUCCAGGAGGAAGAGCUUCUCCCAGCUUACCCCAGCUCGGCAGGAGUGCAUCCCCUCAACCUCCAAGACCCCGAUUUCUGUCUUGCACGACCACCGGGCCCAGUCCUAGAACGAAUUUCGAAACACCGCCUCUGAAGGAGGAAAGGGAAUCUCCUCCCAAGGACGAUCAGAGGCCCAAGUGGAUUCCUGAACCCACGAAAAUCUUGCCCAUCGACGUAAUCCCUCCACCAAAGAGAAGCGAAUAUUUGGUCAGCUCUGGCUCGCCCCCUACCCGCGACAAAUUAAGAUGCGACGAUAAGGCCCGGGUCAGACGAGAUUGGCGACACGAGAGACUUCGGGAUAUAGCCACUGCACUGACAGACAGAUCGCCAGAAUCCAGUUUGGCUCUACCUGCAGAGGGAUUGCUCCACCUCAAAAAGGGUUGGUUGUGGCUGAAAACCCCAGAAGGCGAAUGGGUGCGUCGUUGGAUCGUCCUGUGCGUUCCAACCUUGAACAUAUACCAAGACCAAGAUGAACAGGCCACGCCUGAGUUCACAGUAGAGCUAUCCUCGGUCUCCAGCUACAACGAAGUGGCUACAGAGAGCAAGUACGGUUUCGAACUCCACUGGUCGAAUCAAUCCGUCACUUUGAGCGCCGUUACCGCUGGCAUCAGGUCCAACUGGUUGGAGGCUCUGAAAAAGGCCUGCCCUGCGACACCUUCUGACAGUUCGAAUUCGCCAACCACACCGCGUUCCGUUUUCCUGUCCAGCGACGAUGAGUACAAAACGGCUUCGGAAAACGACAGGAGGUUCUCUGGAGAUUGGAGCGAGCUACCACCAUCGCCGCCACUGACCAAAUUCGCAGCGGCAAGGCUGAAGGACAGGUCUAGGAUCAGAGGGAGGCUGCCCAGGUGUCAAUCUAGGCAAAAUACCGUGGACAGCACAUCGACCGACGAACUGGAUUCGGUGAGAGAGACGGAGCACGUGGAACUGAGCAACACCUUGAACAGGCAGAAUUUGGAGAUACACGAUCUGCAGACGCAGCUGUCGAAGGCGCUCAGAGAUAAGGGGGAACUGGAAGAAGAAAUUGCUAGGCUGAAGAAAAUUCAAUCUGAAGCAAUGACUUACGAAAAGAGGAUAAAGGACCUGAUCGCCAACUUCGAGAAGACGGAAAAGGAAUUGAAUCAGAGGAACUCGCAGACGGAGGUGAAAUUCACGAAGGAACAAAAAACCCUCCAGCAUCAACUUCUCGAAGCGAAGGAGAAAACGAGGAGUUACGAGGAAAAAGUCGGUCUGUUAUCUAGGGAAUUGCAGACGAAGCAACAUGUGAUAUUAGGUUUACAAGAGGACUUGUCCAAUGCGAACGAGAGGUACCAGAGGAUCGCCCAGGAAAACGAACGACUCACCAAAAGGUUACAAGAAGUCGAGAGUCGGUACCUGGUGAGGAAUCCGAAGCAAACGGAUUCUUUGACGAGUCUAACCGACAUAAAUUUGGAUAUCGACAUCGAAGAUUUAGGAACGCAUGAACUGAAGGAGUACGCCUUGGACCUGAAGAGUCGGUUCGAAAGAGCUAUCUUGGAAAUACAGGCAAUAAAGAGGAGAUUGAAGGAGGCGAACGAAAAUUUUGACAGGAUGGAAAUAGUCAAUUUCAGCUUGGAGGAAAGCAUGAAAAUAAUGAAGGAAGAGAGCGAAGCCGAGGUCAAUUUGUUAGUUAAUAGGUUGGAGCACUUGACCUCCAAGUUGAAUGCGGUGGAGAAGCAACUUCGAAGUAAAUCUAAGACUGAACAGAGAGAGAAGAGGCGUUCUUUAUCUCUCAAAGGUAGGGAGAGUUUCUCUAUCAACAAAGAAGUAGAGGAUAAAGUUACCGAAUUAGAAGCAAAAAUAGUAGCACUAGAGAAAGGAGGAAAACCAAGGCGAAAGCAUAAGAGAGAUAGAAGUAGCGACAGGAGUUCUCCCAUCGAUGACAAAUCCCUGCGUCGUCUUAGAAGGAAGAGUUUAGAUAGCGCCACAGCUUCAGAAUCCAUGAAACUGUUGAUGAGACUGAGUACCUUAGAAUCCAAAGUAACAAAUAUCAAUGUUUCGACAGAAUCCUUGAACGUCAGUAAUAGUGUUAGCGACCUUAGUAGAUUAGACGAACAAAACGACUCCUUGGACACCACCAGACUCGAAAAUAUAAUUCUAGAGGCCAAGUCUAAGCUAUGUGAGUGUUUGUACCAGUUGAAUAUAUUGCAGAAUAAUAAAAAUAAAAGAUCCGCAAACUACCACGCCGACAAAUUGGGUCUCUUGGAACAUCACCUGAAUGAAUUGAAUGAAAUCUUGAACAACUCAAACAGCAUAGUUAGCAGCGCGGAAAUCGGAGUUAUACAAUCUUCGGCUGAUUCGGUAGUUAAACAAUUCGAGAACAUACUGGUGGAUAAACUGAACGAAAUGUACGAGAAGAAGAAGUAUAUGGUUGAAAAUAACAGUUACGAUACGAAAGCUAAAUUAAAUUAUCUCGCGGAAAAAAUAGCGUUCGAAAAUAUCGUCAUCGGGAGAAUCCAAGAGGCAUUCAACAUUGCAACAAAUGGGGAAGCAUCGUGUGACAGAUUGAUUGACAAGGAAAUCAAGGAGACUGCACACUUGAUAAAUUCCCUGAAGAAUAAGUUCAAUGGUAAAAAUCUCAUGCAAGCUCCUGAGUCGAAGACGAGUGCCGAAUACCUAUCGAGAAUACUGGCUAAGGCGCUAAUUUCUGUGACCCACGGUUUCAAGAGCUUCAAGAAACAAUUCAGCAACGCGCAUCCAUCGCUGCAUCUACUGAUAGAUGAGCAACAAAAGUUGGAAAAUCAAUUGUCAGUUUACAAAUCCAUCAAGUUGCCCCAACUAGCUGAAGCCUUAGCGUCUGAAACGAUGCAUUUAAUUUCUGAUAAGGCAUGCAUAUUGAAGUCGAUUACAAACGAAACCAAGCACCAGUUCACUCAAGCUACGCGAGAAAAAGUGAAUACCGAGUUGAUUCAGGCUGAAAUCAACCAUGUUCUACUCAGAGCAGCCCAAAUUUACCAAAGCAACCUGAACUCGGAUAAUAACUAUUUCUUCAGCUUCUUCGCCUCCGAAAGAGCAGCCUUGGAGCUAUGGGCGGACUCCGUUGAAGACUACCUCUACGACGAGAUCAGCAGGAACAUCAACGAAUUGACAGAAUUGUAUCAGAACAGUUUAAAUAAACUCCAAAGACAGAACUGGCGACGAAAGUUAGAAUCUGAACGAAUAAGCCUCAGUUCGAGCACGCUGUUGAAUGAAUUCGCCGAUAUUAUAGCCCAUAAAGCUUUGAUAGACGCGCGUAUAAACGUCCUAUCGGGAAAAUUCGAAGCCCAUCAGAUAGACAGAAAUGCAAACAUGGACAACCUCUUGAACAACAUGAUUAACAGUGAAGAAUGUUGGUCUUGCAUUGAGAACCAGUCAGUACAUAUAAGCCAAAGUUUAGAAGCUGAAUUUUUGUGUAUGAUAGAUAGAUUUAGUAAAGAUUGUUAUGCUCUGGUGGAGAGACCGGAGAUUGAAACAGUUUUAGGAUAUUUGAAUGAUAUUUCGAGUGAGAUUGCUCAACUUCAACACCAAGCUAAUGUACCUGUCAACGCCAGCAUUUUUAGGGACUGGAAUGAUGUAUGUUCAAAGUGUUCUGAGCUGAGGGACAAGUUGACACAGAUUCGUUCGGCUUUGAAAAACACCACUUCAACAAACAUGCCGGAUGUCUCGAAUGUGCAACGCCCAGUCUAUCUGGGGGCUGAAUAUUUGUCUCAAGUAGAAAGUUUACGAUCAGCUUACAAAUGCGUUCUAGCUUCGUGCAAAGAUACCCACCAGGAAAGUGAUAUCGAGCAAUUGAAAUUACUUUGUGAGAGGGUUCUUGUAGCGAUGGAACAGUGGCACCAUCGGACAAUUCAGGAGAUGCGGGAGAAACACAGCCAGGAGUUGGAAAUGUUGCGACAGGAAAAAGAACAGGCGUUGCAGGAAGAAACGCAAGCAACGUUAGCGGCUUUGGAUGCCAUGAGAAAGGCGCAUGAGGCUGAGGUUCAGAAGGAAGUGGCGAAGUUCAAGCAGGAGUUUGCUAGGCAACAGAGAAACGAAGUGCUGGAACUAUCGGAAAAGUUGUCGGUUAAACGGCUGGAAGCGGCGGCACUUUCUGAACAGUUGGGAAGCGCUUCUAGGCAGUUGGCGCAUGCGCAGCAACAUAUUCUAGCUUUAGAACGCAAUCCGCAGCUUUCGAAACUCCAGAACUGAAGAAGAAUGUCUGUGAAAAGUAACAUAACUAGUCCAAAUAAUCCUCAUUCAUACCAGUGUUUAUUGGAGCAGUACAAUAUUAUCAUCACCGUUAAUGUACAGUAUUUGCACCCUUUUUCGUACCUUUACAUUUUGUUUUAUUGUUUGAAUUUGUCUACUUGUAAUAAUUUUUCCUUUCUAUUUAUUUACCUCAUUGAAUGUUGAUGUAUUCUUAUUUUGUAGGUGUACAAAUGAUAUCCAAUAUAGUUUUAUGCAAUUAGAUAUUGUUUAUAUGAUUGUGUUGGGUUUAUAUGGAAUGUUUAUAAUAUUGAAAGAAAAUAUAUAAAAUAAAAUAUUA